Topomyia yanbarensis is the source of this 2642-nucleotide messenger RNA. RefSeq lists its product as uncharacterized. The coding region runs from base 947 to 2596 and encodes 549 amino acids. The transcript is spliced from 2 exons. NCBI's taxonomy places the organism in Eukaryota, Metazoa, Arthropoda, Insecta, Diptera, Culicidae. The record is from RefSeq and is a predicted model, not a curated record.
GUGAGAUAUCCGAGGGUUUCCAGGGGUCCCGGCGAGGUGGACAAAUUCCGCGAGCAAAACAUAGCAAAAAUACGAGCAUCAGCCAGAACCGUCAGCCCUCUGUCAGCAAUGUAUCCUUUUUCGGAGCGCAAAUACCAGUGGGCAAAAAGCUUAUCAACUCAGUCGGUUAGAAAUUGUCGGCGAGCUACGUUGCGGAUUUCACCGUCAACCGGGUAACCACCGGUGGAUUGCUGUUUUCUGUGUUCGGUCGGUUCGACUCAGCGAUUGCGUGCGUCCCGAAAGUGCGUGUUAGAUUUGCGUCUCUAAGGGGGCUUCUCCACGUGACCCGGUGAACGUGGUGUUGAUGUAGCCGUCCGUGUGUGUUUUCGUGCCCAGUUUUCAAGGGGAAGUACAGAAGGGUUGCUGGGGCAGUAUAGUGGAUGUGAUUCUUGAUGAAACCGAGCGGGUUUGAAAAGUGGUGUAAUUACAGAACCAAUUGAUAUCGAUUUCUCGAACCAAUGCUUUUGUUUGUUCUAGUAUUUCACGGUAGUUUCUAGUAUCUGUGAAAGUGAAUGAUUGAAAUCAACGUGUAAGAGCUUCCGUUAGGCUGCUGGGUGAGAUAAUUGGAUCGCUGUGGAAAACGGAGUGAAAAUUGGUAACGCUUCUCCUGGGCCCCAACUUCAACAUACAACACAAAAAAAACAUUCCGUAUGUUCGUCUCGUAGCGGACGUUGAGACAGCUAUAAAAAACAAACCAGAGGCCGACGACAUUCGAGCUGAAGUGUCUACAAUUGUUUCCAACUACAUCAACUACCAAAACCAACCACGAACGAAGGAAGACGAAUGGAUACAAAAAGACAUCGUAAAAAGCCAAAAAUAUUUGCAAGAGAACCCAAAUCUCUAUGUGACAAAAGCUGACCAGGGAAAUAAAACGGUAAUAUUGUCAGCCAACGAGUACCACCAAAAAAUGACCACGAUGUUAAAUGAUACAUCGACCUACAAGCUACGAAAAGACAAUCCAUCGAAUAAAGUGUUGAAAAAGUUAAACACCAUAGUGGAGCAGUGGUGGUUAGACAAACACAUAGACUCAGCAACCAAGCGCAAACUUAAAGUAUACAACUGUAACCCACCGCGAGUCUAUGGACUUCCCAAGAUCCACAAAGAAAACCGUCCUCUCAGACCCGUUGUAUCCACCAUCGGCUCAGCAACUUAUCGUAUGGCCCAAUAUCUAUCAGAAAUUUUGAACAAUUUGGUAGGUAAAACGGAGUACCAUGUGCGCAACAGUUUCGACUUCGCAGAAGAGAUAUCCAAGGUGAGGGUACCGGAGGGAUUUGUACUCUAUUCGCUAGAUGUAAUAUCCCUCUACACUAACGUUCCGGUAAACAAGGUGUAUGAGUAUGUGGAGGAAAGAUGGAACGAGCUAGAGCACGAAACGAGCAUUCCCUGGCAAAGUUUCAAACAGGCCAUGCAGACGGUACUAGAAGCUUCCUUUUUCCAAUACGAUGGGAAAUGUUACGAUCAAAUAUUUGGUGUACCGAUGGGAUCCCCAUUGUCUCCAGUUAUUGCAAAUAUAAUUAUGGAAAAACUAGAAAAAGAUGCAAUAGAAAAACUAAAGCAUAAAAACAUAUCGCUCACAGUAUACCGCCGAUAUGUAGAUGACUGUUUUUUAGUAGGACGAGAAAACGAAAUAGAAACGGUUAUGAAUGUGUUCAACGGGGAACAAAACAGCAUUAAAUUCACGGUAGAAAAGGAGCAAAAUAAUUGCAUCCGCUUCCUAGACCUUCAUUUGACUAGAGAAGGAGAAAAAAUAAGCAAGACGUGGUACCCUAAGCAAAAAACGGGUCGAUACCUUGACUACACAUCAGAGAGUCCGCAUAGUCACAAGAAAAACACUGUCAUCGCACUAUUUGACAGAGCGCUUAAACUCACAGAUGUAGAAAAACGGGAAGAAACCAUAAAAGCGGCAUCGGACAUGUUACGCUGCAACAACUACCCGGAUCAUUACAUUAAGCGUGUGCUUAAAGAUCGAGUAGAAAUACUUUACAACACCAUGCGAACCAGGAGAACAGACGAACGAACAACAAAAUAUGCAGCGAUGCCGUACAUCCCCUGUUUGAGUGAGAAGAUCGGAAAGCUUCUACGCAAAAAUGACGUCAUCGCAGCGUACCAGCCGAUGGACAAAAUAAAACACACAAUUUUUACCCGACUGAAGGACAAAAUCCCAAAAAUGCAACAAACAAAUGUUGUCUAUACCAUCCCUUGCGGCGGCUGUGACAAUAGAGCGUACAUUGGACAAACAUCACAAACACUGGACAAACGCAUAACGCAACAUAAAAAUUCCAUACGCACAAGCACGUCGAUCACGGGUUUAACUCAGCAUGCGAUGGAACAUGGACAUCAGUUUGAUUUCUCCAAGACGCGUGUAUUGGAGAAAAUCAACAACGAAGCAAAUAGGCUGGCAGCUGAAACACUACAUAUAAAAAUUCGAGAGAAGAGCGCAGUGAACUUACAGCGCGACGCUGCCGGUUUCUCCUGUGCCUACAACGGCCUUCUCAACAAGCUGCGACCGACUCAACACUACGAGCGAGAGCGACAAAGAGAGACGUCACAUACGUGAGGGAAAAUAUUCAAAUUUAGUUAGAACGUGAUAGCCACAGUGAGAA